Messenger RNA from Dimorphilus gyrociliatus, 2105 nucleotides. The record is from the annotation of a GenBank genome assembly. NCBI's taxonomy places the organism in Eukaryota, Metazoa, Annelida, Polychaeta, Dinophilidae.
GUAAAUUCUGAUUUUACUAAGCAAUUUGAAAUCAAUCAAAGCAUGUCCAGUAAGUAUAUUAAUAGUCCUAUAAACCGGUUUCGGUUAUGACGAUCUAUGAAGCAGGUCCAAGGGUACGCUCGGAAAAUCAGUCGGAUAAGUUCCGUGUUCUUCCCCCCUCGGUGGCUAUAGACGAGAGAACUCGGCACAAUUCGAUGACAUAUCCUAUGGCCGAGUAUGAUGUCUAUCAAACACUAGAUGAUGGGGAAGAUCUAAGGAUUAGCGUCAUGAAGGGCGAAUGGAACGAACUUCCUGACAGGGCAAGGAGAUUUAUAGGAAAAUACGUGAAAUUAUUAAACCCGUUAGCUGUUUAUCUCUGCGAUGGAAGUGAGGACGAAGCUACUGAAGUUGCUGACAAAUUGGUUGAAAGAGGCUUAUUAUUUCCUCUUACAAAUCCUAAAUUCGAAAAUUGCUAUUUGUGCAGAACGGAUCCGGCCGAUGUUGCUAGAGUUGAGGGAAAAACAUUUUUAGUCACUAAUGACAGAUAUGACAGUGUUCCCCAUACUGCUGAGGAUGUCGUAGGAGAGUUAGGUAGAUGGAUGAGUACAGAAACUGCCACAAAGGAAAUGCUACGGGAUCGUAUGCCAAACAGCAUGAAGGGUCGCGUUAUGUAUGUUAUUCCAUUCAGUAUGGGACCAAUUGGUGGUCCUAUGUCAAAGUUUGGUAUACAAUUGACAGAUUAUAACUACGUAGUGCUUAGUAUGAGAAUAAUGACCAGAGUUGACCCUUGUAUAUGGAAGAAAAUCUCAAAAGAUUCAGAUUUUGUUCAAUGUAUUCACACAAUUGGAGUUCCACGGCCUUUGCCAAAAAAACCAAUUAGUCAUUGGCCUUGUAACCCAGAACGAGUUUUGGUUCUUCAUGAACCUAAACAUAAGAGAGUAUUAUCUUACGGAAGUGGAUAUGGAGGAAAUUCUCUAUUAGGAAAAAAAUGCUUUGCACUUAGAAUUGCUUCUACUCUGGCUAGAGAUGAAGGUUGGCUUGCUGAACAUAUGUUAAUUAUGUCCAUUACCAAUCCAGCUGGAAAGGAGUAUUUCAUCUGUGCUGCUUUUCCGUCUGCUUGCGGAAAAACCAAUCUAGCUAUGUUAUGUCCUAACUUACCAGGAUGGAAGGCGAGAUGCGUUGGUGAUGAUAUAGCUUGGCUAAAGUUUAAUGAAAAAACAGGAAAAUUACACGCUAUUAAUCCAGAGGCUGGCUUCUUUGGGGUCGCUCCGGGAACUAGUUCAAAAACAAAUCCUCACGCACUUGAUGCUUGUAUGAAAAACACUAUUUUCACAAAUGUUGGAUUGACUGAAGAUGGUGGUAUAUUUUGGGAAGGACUUGAAGAUGAAAUACCAGCGGGCACAAAGGUAACUAAUUGGAUGGGAGAGCACUGCCAAGUUGGGGAUGGAUCAAGAAUUGCCCAUCCUAAUUCUAGAUUCUGUGCACCUGCCGAGAAUUGUAAGAUCAUUCACGACAAGUGGCAAGAUCCCGAAGGUGUACCCAUUGAUGCUAUUAUCUUCGGUGGACGUAGACCUCGAGGUGUACCUCUUGUAUUUGAAGCUCGUGACUGGGAUCAUGGUGUUUUUGUUGGUGCAUCUUUGAAAUCUGAAGCUACAGCUGCUGCCGAACAUACUGGUAAAAAAAUUAUGCACGAUCCAAUGGCAAUGAGACCAUUCUUCGGCUACAACUUUGGACAAUAUCUUCGUCAUUGGUUAGAUAUGAAUAAAAAGCAUCCUAUGCCCAGAAUUUUUCAUGUUAAUUGGUUCAGAAAAGAUAUUAAUACAGGAAAAUUUUUGUGGCCCGGAUUCGGUGAUAAUAUUCGUGUUCUGGAUUGGAUUUGUCGUCGUUUAGAAGGGGAAGAUAUUGCGGAAAGUAGUCCAAUCGGUUUAAUACCUAAACCAAAUUCAAUAGAUACCUCUGGUUUAGGAGAUAUUGAUAUGGAGCAGUUAAUGAGUAUACCAAAAGAUUAUUGGAAAGAAGAUAUGGAAGAAACUCGAAUGUAUUUAGAAAAUCAGGUAGGAAUUGAUUUACCAAGAGAGAUUCGCAAACAACUAGACCAGCAAGAAGAUAGGAUUGAAAAUAUUUAG